AUGGGCACUGGUAGAGAGGUUGACAGAAACGUAACUCGUGGCAUCGCUAAAGUUGGAAACUGGUCCAGUUCCGAAGUAGAAAUUCUUUACAAUAGUCGCAUCCGAGGCCGUGGUGGUAAUGCGGAUGGGUUCCGCCCCAAUAUCGCAGCGAAUGAGCUCGAAGAGCUGUGA
Messenger RNA from Laccaria bicolor S238N-H82, 171 nucleotides. RefSeq lists its product as uncharacterized. The transcript has a single exon. The coding region runs from base 1 to 171 and encodes 56 amino acids. Lineage: Eukaryota; Fungi; Basidiomycota; Agaricomycetes; Agaricales; Hydnangiaceae. The record is from RefSeq and is a predicted model, not a curated record.